Molecule: messenger RNA, 4125 nt
Organism: Onychostoma macrolepis
Lineage: Eukaryota; Metazoa; Chordata; Actinopteri; Cypriniformes; Cyprinidae
Gene: blk
Product: BLK proto-oncogene, Src family tyrosine kinase
Exons: 15
Coding region: 298-1764 (488 amino acids)
Biological process (GO): cell differentiation; cell surface receptor protein tyrosine kinase signaling pathway; protein phosphorylation
Cellular component (GO): extrinsic component of cytoplasmic side of plasma membrane
Molecular function (GO): non-membrane spanning protein tyrosine kinase activity; signaling receptor binding; ATP binding
Source: RefSeq, a predicted model, not a curated record
CGGUCUCUCAGGGCAUAUGCCAGGCCUAAGAUGCAGAUUGAGUGCGUGUCUGCGGUAGAUGGGCCGCCUCUGUGUCUUUGUAUAUAUGUGUAAGAAAAAAAAAUACUCUUGAUUUAGUUCAGAACUUUAAUAUAUUUAAGUGUGCUGAGGACACACAAAAUUUAAUAUUUUCAUCCAAUGGAAUCUGUUUUCAUAAGGCACCCAGUAUGAUGCCUUUCUGGACCUUUCUGGUUUUCUUCUGGACUGUUACUGAACUCCGAGUAGAGAACUGGGGAGACUGAUAGCGGCGAAUAUAGGAUGGGUUGUGCUUGUAGUGACCAGAAACAUCGCAAAGACUCUAAAGGGCAUGAACAUCAUAAUUCAUCAAACUCUAACAAAUUUCAUUUGUCAAGAGAUCACAGGAAGCAGAACAACAAUAUAGAUGAAGACAUUGUUGUUGCCCAACAUGACUUCCAGCCUGCUAGUGAUAGUGAUCUUCAGUUCAAAAAAGGCGACAGACUCAAGAUUAUUCAAGAGACUGGUGAAUGGUGGUUGGCCAAGUCCUUGGUCACUGGUUAUGAGGGAUAUAUUCCGUCUACAUAUGUGGCAAGAGCACACACACUGGAGGUGGAGAGAUGGUUUUUCAAGGACAUGAGUCGCAAAGACACAGAGCGUCUUCUGCUGGCACCAGGAAACAAACCUGGAGCAUUUCUUGUGAGAGAAAGUGAAACAACCAAAGGUGCUUUCUCUCUGUCUGUAAGAGACUCCACCCCAGAGCAUGGCGAUGUAGUCAAGCAUUAUAAGAUCCGAGCCCUUGAUAACGGUGGUUACUACAUCUCUCCCUCCACAACCUUUUCUUCUCUUCAAGAACUAGUAAAGUAUUACUCCAGGACAGCGGAUGGUUUAUGCCAGAGGCUUGGAAGUCCCUGUCAAACUGCUGCCCCUCAGAGACCCUGGGCUCAAGAUGAGUGGGAGAUUCCUAGAGAGACUCUGAAAAUGGUGAAAAAACUUGGUGCCGGCCAGUUUGGAGAAGUGUGGAUGGGGUUCUACAAAAACUCCCAGAAAGUCGCCAUCAAGACUUUGAAGGAAGGCACCAUGGAGCCAGAGGGAUUCCUACAGGAGGCUAAUCUGAUGAAGCAGCUCCAGCAUGAGAGACUGGUGAAACUGCACGCUGUAGUCACCAAAGAACCCAUAUAUAUCGUCACAGAAUACAUGGCUAAUGGAAGCUUGUUAGAUUUUCUGAAGACGGAUGAUGGCCAUAAAUUAAAGCUUCCCAAGCUGAUUGAUAUGGCUGCUCAAAUUGCAGAGGGAAUGGCUUUCAUAGAAAGGAAAAACUAUAUCCACAGAGACCUGCGUGCCGCUAAUAUUCUAGUCUCUGACAGCCUGCACUGUAAAAUAGCAGACUUUGGCCUUGCCAGGAUCAUAGAAACUGAAUACACUGCACAAGAAGGUGCAAAGUUCCCUAUUAAAUGGACGGCCCCUGAGGCCAUCAACUUUGGUACUUUCACCAUCAAGUCAGACGUGUGGUCCUUUGGAGUUCUUUUGACAGAGAUUGUCACAUACGGUAGAGUACCGUAUCCAGGCAUGACGAAUCCAGAGGUGAUCAGUAACCUUGACAGGAACUACAGGAUGCCGUGUCCAGAUGUAUGUCCAGAGGAGCUUUAUGAAAUCAUGCUGAAGUGCUGGAAGAAUAGGCCAGAGGACAGGCCCACCUUUGACCACCUACAGGACAUACUCAAUGACUUUUUCAUUGCCACUGAGGGACAGUACGAGAUGCAUCCAUAACGUCAAUGCAGAACCAAUAGAUGAACUGAAAAGGGGAUGCACAAAAACAUAUGGAAUGAUAGGAUGGACUGAACUCCGGACCAAAAUAUGGAUUAUGGGGAAUAUACUAAAGCAACAAUAAUUCAUCCUUGAAUAUCAGUAUUAUUAUUUUUUUUACAUUUACUGUAUGUCAGUUUUGUAAAGGUUUUUUCAGUUUUUUCUUAGAUUUGUUUAAUCUUAUGGGCUUCUUAGGGUAUUUCAUAAUUCUUUAAAGGUGAGUGUGCACUUUUUUCGAUAAGUUACUUUAUUCUAUUACAGAUGUAAGUAUGCAGACAACUGUAAGUGUGACAUUUGUUUGAUUCCCCUGAAAGACUGUGGCUCUGUGCUGCUGUCAGAACAUUGCUCUGUUUGUUUGAGCAUUUGAUAAGCCCAUCCCAGCAUCAUUGGCCUAACCAAUGGUAUGAGAUUGGGGCGGAGCUAUCAGGUUAUCCAACCAAUUGGAAGACUGGGGGAGUGUUUUAUUUAUGCGAUUAAUUUUGAUUAUUUUAUUCACAGAAAUUACACACUUCAACUCUCUGAUAAAGCUUUUGGAAAAUUCAGAGCUAUGACACACAUUGGUUUUUAACAGCGAGUAAACAAGAUCCUCUUAUAUCUUAGUCGGAAAUUUCAAUAAAACCAUGCACAGAUAUUAAACAUUAUUUCUGCACAUUACCUAUGACUCAUUUAACCUCUGAAAUGAACUGACUACACGAUCAGUGAAGUUUCAUGCAGGAAACCAUAAAAUGAAUACAGUCAUUAGUUAGACUUCCUCCUGAGAUAACAGACUGUGAAUGUUCCGUUCAUCAGGAAUAGAUUAAAGAGUUUGAUAACACAGUGAAGGAGUUUGUGAUUAUCUGAUCAUAUACACUACUAUUUAAAACUUUGCAGUUUUAAGUGCAAGUAAGACUUUUUUAUGUUUUUGAAUAACUCUUCUAUACUCACCAAGGCUGCAUUUACAGUAUUUGAUCAAAUAUACAGUAAAAACAGUGAUAUUGUGAAGCAGUAUUACAAUUUCAAAUAACUAUUUCAAUAUAUUUUAAAAUGUAAUUUAUUCAGAUUAUAUAAAUGUACAAAAACAUAUGGAAUGAAAGGAUGGACAAACAUUCUCAUUAAGUUAAAAUGAAGUUUAAAAUGUUUAAAAAGCAAGGGGACUUUAAAACGUUAAGGGAACAUUUUUUAACAUUAUGGGACCAUUAUUUUUUACAUUCCUUUUCUAAACAGUAAAUGUUCUGAAACAAGUAGCUAAACUUAAACCUCCAAAACUUUUCAGAAAAAAAAAAUCCAUGAAUGAAGCUAAUGUCAAACAUUCUGUUAAUGUUAUUUGAACAUUUGUUCAUAACUUUGAGAGAGAACCUUGCCAGAACACUGCCAAAGUUCUGAGAACAUUUCCUCUUUUUUCGCAGUUACAUGAUCCUUCGGAAGUCAUUCUAAUAUGCUGAUUUAGUGCUCAAGUGGCAUUUCUUUUAAUCAAAACAGUUGUUCGGCUUAAAACUUUUGUGGAAACCAUGAUAUAUAUUUUUUCAGAAUUCUUUGAUGAAUAGAAAGUUCAAAAGAACAGCAUUUAGUUUAAAAAUAUAUAUUUUUGUAACAUCAAAAAUGUAUUUACUGUCACUUUUGAUCGAUUUAAUGCAUGUUUGCUGAAUAAAAAAAUAAUAAUAAUAACUUACAGCCCCCAAACAGUUGAACAGUAUAGUGUAUCAGUAUGAGCAAUGUACAAUGUGCUAAUCCUUAGGGCAAGAAAAAUUAAUAAUUUCAUUUUUGCACUUUUUACAUGUUUGCUUAAAAGAAGGUGUUAUUUUAAACUGAUAUUUGAAAUAGCACCCUCUUAAUUUAAAAUGCUUUGAGGCAUGUCUCUCCAAUUUCUCAGUGUAAAGCUCUGGUUCUGGUGGCUCAGAUGAAUAUGAGAAAUGCCCAGCAUUCAUACAGCUCCACUCCCUGCCUUAAACUCACCCCUGGGGCUUUAUAUGUUUGUAGAUAACUGAGUGAGAACGCAACCAACACCCAAGAGCUGCUCCUGUGGUUUCCUGCCUACCAGUCUGCAGCUGAAACAGGAAGCAGUGAGUCAGCAUUCCUCUCAAGAUAAGCACUCUAUGGCUCGGAAUUCCAAACAUGCUGCUGAAAUUUUCUCAGCAUUCAUGCAAAAUCAAAGGUGUCUAUUUAAGCAAAAUAUUUCUGGGAAGUGCAUGCUGAAACCAAGUUUCGAUUCAUCAGUGCUCUCAAGCUGUGUUAAUGAUGCAGGAGGUACUUGCACAAGCUUACUUGAUUUCUGUUCAUAUAUUAAGUAAUGUUCAUUUGAUGGAAUGAUGAUAUUUAACAGAAGCUGAUAAAUUAACUGGCUCAUCA